AUGGGAGGUAGCCAGUCUCUUCCCAAGAUAACACCGCAAGAUCGGGCGAUUUUGGACCUGAAGCUACAGCGCGAUAAAUUAAGGCAAUACCAGAAGAAGAUACAACAUGUCUUGGACAGGGAACAAGCAAUUGCCAAAGCUCAGCUAGCAGCUGGACAGAAGGAUCGAGCGCUCAUUGCGCUGCGGAGGCGGAAGUACCAGCAAGGCCUGAUGUCAAAAACAGACAGUCAACUGGAGAAUCUAGAGCAAUUGGUCACUACAAUUGAAUUCUCCCUUGUUGAGGUCUCUGUGUUGCACGGCCUCAAACAGGGAAACGACGUUUUGAAGGAGAUUCAUAAAGAAAUGAACAUAGAGAGUGUUGAAAAGCUAUUAGAGGAGACCGCUGAAGCGCGCGAAUACCAAAAGGAAAUUGGCGAUAUGCUCGCCAACACGCUUACGUUAGAUGACGAAGAUGCUGUUCAAGAGGAAUUGUCUGCCCUUCAGAAGGAUAUCUUAGGAGAAGACAAGGAACCCCAUCUCUUCGACCUUCCCACCGUGCCAUCCGAAGAACCCCGAGAUCCUAUCACCGAAGGCAUGUUUCUUGUAUUUACCUUCAUAUUACACACAUUGAAAUGCUUUGCUAGACCAUCAACUCCAACGUGA
Psilocybe cubensis is the source of this 642-nucleotide messenger RNA. RefSeq lists its product as uncharacterized. Gene Ontology annotation, biological process: late endosome to vacuole transport via multivesicular body sorting pathway; vesicle budding from membrane. Bases 1 to 642 code for a protein of 213 amino acids. Gene Ontology annotation, cellular component: ESCRT III complex; multivesicular body. The record is from RefSeq and is a predicted model, not a curated record. Lineage: Eukaryota; Fungi; Basidiomycota; Agaricomycetes; Agaricales; Agrocybaceae. The transcript has 6 exons.